Molecule: messenger RNA, 1308 nt
Organism: Bombina bombina (fire-bellied toad)
Lineage: Eukaryota; Metazoa; Chordata; Amphibia; Anura; Bombinatoridae
Product: single-stranded DNA-binding protein 3-like
Exons: 1
Coding region: 44-808 (254 amino acids)
Biological process (GO): positive regulation of transcription by RNA polymerase II
Cellular component (GO): nucleus
Source: RefSeq, a predicted model, not a curated record
CCAGCCCUCCCCACACUCACAGCCACCUCCUCACAAUCCUAACAUGAUGGGGCCGCACAGCCAGCAUUUCAUGUCACCUCGUUUUGCUGGUGGCCCCAGACCGCACAUCAGGAUGGGAAGUCAGCCUCCAGGAAGUGUCCCAGGAUCCCAGCCCAUGAUGCCAAACUCCAUGGAUCCUAUCAGACAGCAAGGACACCCCAACAUGGGAGGCCCCAUGCAAAGGAUGACCCCUCCUAGACUUAUGGGUCCAAUGGGCCCUGGGCCUCAGUCUGAUCCUUGGUUGUCAUUGCAGAAUUACGGCGGUGGAAUGAGACCUCCACUCAACUCUUUAGGGCCCGGAAUGAACAUGGGGCCUGGAGCAGGCAGACCAUGGCCGAACCCCAACAGUGCUAAUUCAAUUCAAUAUUCUUCGUCCUCACCUGGUUCAUAUGUGGGACCUCCUGGGGAUGGGAGAGGAGGGGGACCUCCCGGAACGCCAAUCAUGCCCAGCCCUUCAGAGUCAACAAACUCAAGUGACAAUAUUUAUACCAUGAUAAAUCCCGGGCCAGGAACAGGAAAUCGCUCAAAUUUCCCAAUGGGUCCUGGCUCUGACGGCCCCAUGGGCGGAAUGGGUGGCAUGGAACCACAUCAUAUGAAUGGGUCGUUAGGAUCUGGAGAUUUGGACGGACUGUCUAAGAAUUCUCCAAGCAACAUAAGUGGCAUUAGUAACCCUCCAGGAACACCACGAGAUGACAGUGAAUUGGGAGGAAACUUCCUUCAUUCCUUCCAAAAUGACAAUUACUCGCCCACCAUGACGAUGAGCGUGUGACACCCAUCUAAACUCUGACAAAAACUUCAACUCGGCUGCUGCUCGGAUGGUCACAAGGAUUAUGGAAGAAGAGGUGCGCGGGACAGCCCCUUGGAUCAGCUUGAUGCAAUAAAAAGCACAGGCUUGUGUUUCCAUAAAUCAUGAAGGACAAGGCUCUCAAGAUGAGGAAAUAUUUUCCGAGGAUCUGUACAAAAGACUUUUUCUUUUCUUGGAGACAGACUGAAGCAUUGCGUUUCAUAUGGAUUGUUGCAGUGUCCAUUUUAUCGUUCUGUGUCUGUGACGUGAUAUUCAAAGAAUAGCUGAUAUAGGAAAUUUUGUGUCUUUGGGUUUAUUUCUCUUCAAAUAAACCGAACAUUUUUUCCUCCAAAGAGACAAUCUCGCCCUGCAAGCCGUGGUUUUGUUCUCUCCCUCCCUCACUGUGCAGACGUUUGUCACCUGUACUUGGGCUCGGCCCGCACUGCUUUCUUUACCUCAUUGAAAACUUGAGCCUCUGGUAUAAA